Molecule: messenger RNA, 5268 nt
Organism: Portunus trituberculatus (swimming crab)
Lineage: Eukaryota; Metazoa; Arthropoda; Malacostraca; Decapoda; Portunidae
Product: E3 ubiquitin-protein ligase RNF123-like
Exons: 25
Coding region: 122-4123 (1333 amino acids)
Biological process (GO): mRNA transport
Cellular component (GO): nucleus; cytoplasm
Molecular function (GO): ubiquitin-protein transferase activity; protein binding
Source: RefSeq, a predicted model, not a curated record
GUCAAGGCCAGCGUCGGAACAUUGAUGGCCGCUGCAGAACCAAAACAACUCAGCGAUAAGAGACAGGAAAAAGCUUUAAACUUCCUCUAAACACUUACAAGCUUCACUCCCGCCCCAGCUGAUGGUGAGACGAAGGUGUGACCGGCGCCCCAUAGCAGUGUGUCAUGUCUGGGAUGAUGGGCAGCGGAGGUGGAGGGGGAGCUGGGGGGCCGUUCAGACCCUCACACACCCCCCUUGUCACACCCCCAGCACCGUGCCACCCCCCUACAGACCGACUUUUGGAUGGAAUUAUUCGCCAAAUAUUCGUGAGGACUUGCAGAGGUACCAAGGAGGACACCCGGAUGGACAGUGCCUGGAUGGGAUCACCAGCCACCUCCCAGACUAUGGCAGUGUGCAGUGUCUUCUCAGUGUGGUGCUGGAGGACAGGGCACGGCAUCCCCACCAAACCUCUCUGGUGCCGCCGUGGCCAGGGGACGGGCGGCUGGGUCCGGCCGUCACACACUUUGACAACAAGAGUGUGGUUGGCAGCUUCAGCUUUGGCCAGGACAAACUAGUGCUCAACUCACAAGACAACUUCUCCACCAUCAGAGGCAAUACUUGUGUCUAUAAAGGGCGGUGGCAGUAUGAGCUAAUGCUGGGCACCAAGGGGGUCAUGCAGGUGGGCUGGGCCACGCUGGGAUGCAAGUUUUCAGAGGAGAAGGGAGUUGGCGACACCCCGGACUCCUACGCCUACGAUGGCAACAGGCAGCGUAAAUGGAACGUUGCCACUUACAAGUACGGGGCGAUGUGGCAGAGUGGCGACAUCAUUUCCUGCACUCUGGACCUGGAGGAGGGGAAGGUGGAGUUCUUCAGGAAUGGGAAGUCUUUAGGUCCAGCCUUCACCACAGUCAAGACAGGCCCUGGGUUGGCUUACUUUCCCGCUGUUUCCUUGGCCAUUGGGGAGAGUUUGGCCGCUAACUUCGGAGCAACCCCCUUCAGGUAUCCCCAGGAAGGGUUUGCCCCCCUCCAGGCACCCCCCACGCAGGAUUUGAUAAGGGCGGAUUCCUGCGUGAACUGGCUAGGUCGUCUGGUGCACCUCAGCCGGAACUGGCCACAGAGUGAGGACAUGGCAUUGAACAACCGCCACCGCACCUGCCUGCUGAUCGUGGUGCAGCACAUCGCGGCGCACCUCGGCCCCCUCCUGGCCCGGCCCUACGUGGUGGAGGCCUGCCUGGUGCCCGCCCUGGCCCGCAUCGCACAGGUCACCCUCGACCAGCCCAGCCCAACCCUGGCGCUUGAACCUGUACACACACUCAUUGACUUCCUUAUUGCUGCCCUCGAGAACCACGAGCUACACAGGUGCCUGGAGAACCUGGUGGUGUGUCUGCUGACGGGACACAAGCAGGCAGCGGAGGACAUCAAGUUCCGGGGUCAGAAAUACAACCUUCAUCUCCUGUACACCCUGCUGUCACACCCCAGGCUCAGGAAGAUCUGCCUCACUCACAUACUCUUCGAUAAAGUGCAGUUUCCGAGCUUCGUGAACAUCAAGGCGGUGGAUGAGGAAGGGCUGGGUGUGGUGGUGGGGUCAGUGUGGUGGGCCUCCAAGGACGGUGCGGUGAACAGUGGUGGUGACAGGAUGGCUUACGAGGCUUCCUGUAGGAUCAUACUCAAGGCUGUGCAAGAGGUGGAGGAGAUUCAAGUGUCCAUCCUGCGCCUGCUCCUGUGUGCCACCGACGCCCCACACUUUGAGGACACCAGCCGGGCUCUCUUCCUGGCCAAGUUCAGGACCUUCUUGAGGGAACACGCGCCGGGAUCCAGAGUAAGAGUCCCCAUCCUGCGGCAUACCCCACUUCCUGUGAUCCUGUGUCUGUUCCACCGGCUCCUGACAAUCUUCGAGGAGCUUUGGAGGAAGGAAGAAGCACCAGGAGCCCCAUCUUGCAUUCCCCCUCGGCUGUUCUAUGAUGGAGCACUUCACUAUUUUGACACUCACCGGCUGGGAGGACUGGAGUCACAUCUGCUCAAGACAUUUAAGAAGGAAUUAAAUAAAGCUCUCCCUGCCACACACUCUACCGAUGAGAAGGUCCUUCUGAAGAUCAACAACGCCACAGCAGGAGCCAACAGUGUCACCUCCAUGGAACUUGGACCCAGCCAGCCCUCCACCUCAGGCGCCCUCCUUAACACACACAGUCUGGCCAGCGACCCCACACUGAAAGAUCUUCGCCACUUAUCGGUCACUGUGGAAAGCGAGGACAAGCUGGGGCGAGGCAGCGGGUUGGGGCGGGGCCGAGACUCCCUCCUGCACCUCCUGGAUGGCAUUGUGUUGCUGUACCACAUCGGGGCACACAAGCAGCUAGGGAAGGUCGCAGCUCAGAGGGACUCAAUGCUGGACAAUGUGGCUCAUGUUGCUGAUAUUGAUAGGAAGAUUGAGUACUGUAAGAAGAAGGGCGGCAAUCCUGCACUGUUUGAGGAGCUGGCGGCAUCUCGGAAGGUGUUUGUGGACAAGCUGGAGGAACAAGGGAGGCAGCAGGCAUGGGUGUUAGCUGCCAUUCACUCCUCACAGAAGUUUGCUCACCUAACUAAACUGAUGCGCAUUAUUCUCGAGACCCUCAAGGCUGCAUCAAGAGAGGGAGAACUGUUUGCCUUCGUUCCAGAUUUCUACGUUGAAAGUCUCACCGAACUCUGCACUGCCAUGAGACUCUACUUCAACACCCCCCCGCAGAGCACUGACUCCACACAGGCACUAUUAACAGACGUUGGCGAGUUUUUAGCGCUCCACUUCUGCGACUCCAGAAUUGUAUACGCUGACAGCAAGGACUCUCUCAUACAAGCUUUGGCAGGGUUUGUGUGCCACCCACCCACCCUCAAGGCUCUGGAGGCCAUGCCGGAGGAGAGCCGGCGACAGAUGGUGCGGAACCUUCUCCAACCUUACGAGAAUCGGGCAUGGGCUCAGAACAAUUGGAUCCUAGUGAGGUUCUGGAAAGGGUGUGGGUUUGGCUUCCGGUACACCAAAAGCCCUCACCUCACUAACAAAUUUGGACCAAAGCCUCCAAAUUCCGAUAACUCAAACUUCACUCAAGCUACUGCCCCCUGCCCCUCCCCGACAUUCCAGCGGUAUGUAGUGGAGGUUCUGGAAAGCUCUACGGAAAUUUCCACUCCCUUCCUCAAUUCCCUGCUGAACCAACUCAACUGGGCCUUCUCGGAGUUCAUCGGAAUGCUGCAGGAGAUUCAAAACGCAUCUAACCGUCCAGAGAGAGUGUUCAUUGACUCUCGGCAGCUCCGUAUCUGUGCCACCUGCUUUGACCUGGCACUGGCACUAUUGAGGGUGCUGGAAAUGAUCGUCAACACAGCGCCACAGCUUUUUACAGACUUCACUAGACCCAAUGCUGAAUUCUUGCUGUCGAGGCUGUGUCAGCUCCUCUGCCAGGUUCUGAAUCGUGUGAGUGGCUGGUCGGGCUGUUUUGGUCACGUCGUUGGUCUUGAGAUUCCUGGACUGGAGACAAUUCACCACUACCCAAUACUGACAGCUGUGACUGGUAUCCUGGUCACUUUGAUACGGCACGACCUUGUACAGGCCUCCUCUAAGGGACAAGUUGCCACCAGAACACUAUUGAAUGAGCCAAGUUUUCAGCUAAGUUCAAUAUACCAACUUCUCGGAGACACAGAAAAUGGCGAUGGUGGUUGCAGUGGUGGUGGUGGUGCAGUGUGGGGCGCCCAGAACACCAUGGCCACCUCCCCCACCUCCUCCCCGUCCCGUGUCACUAGUGGCGGUGGUGGUGGUGGUAACAACGCAGCGACAAUAAAUAAGUUUUCGCUGAAGAAAUACCCGGAUCACAUCAACAGCUCGGAGAUAACCCAGGUGGAGCGGGUCAUGGGUCACCUAGAGGCGUGUGUCAAGCUGAAGGGGGAGAAGAGCCCUGGGGAAGAUGAAGACUCUCUAUGCACCAUCUGUUAUGCGUAUCCUGCCUCGGCCGCCUUCAGACCCUGCUCUCACUCCUCCUGCAGGGCUUGCGUCACCCAGCAUUUGAUGAACCGAACUGACUGUUUCUUCUGCAAAGCCACAAUACAAGAGGUGGUGGAUCAGACGACAGGGACAGUGGUCUACCAAGCCACUACCCUCAACAAGGACAGCCCCCUCAAGACCUAAAGCCACCCUAAGCCAGCCCUAAGCCACCUCCAAGCCAGCCCCACAGCCACCAGAACCUCGAAUAGCUUAAAAAAUUUACCUUGUUAUCUAUAUUUUUUUCUAAGCCAGUCGUAAAGUGAGUUUCAAGCCACUUUCGGUAAGGAUGCUGGCUUAGAACCAUACUUAAUCCAGCCAGUCUCAAAGGAUGCCCCCUUUCAAAGCCAGUUCUGUCUCAUUCUAAGCCAGUUUUAAGUUUUGGGUGAGGGAACUGGCUUAAAACUUCACCUAAUCCAGCCACUUUGAUUAUACUAAGCCAGUCUCAAAUGGAAGCCCUCUCAAAGCCAGUCCUACCCUACUCUAAGCCAUGUUCAGCAAGGAAACUGGCUUAGAACCUUACCUAAGCCAGCAAGUCUCAAAUUUAAGCCCCCUUAUAGCCAGUUCUGUUCCACACUAAGCCAGUUUUAUAGCAAGGGAAUAAUUUUAAACCCCACAUCUAAACCACCCAACCCAAUGCCACUAAGCCAGUUUUAUGGCAAUGACACCCUUCUGAACCCAGCUGGACUCAGUACUAAGCCAGUUUAAGCCAGGGAAAUUCAUCUUGCAGCCAUACCCAGUUCAGCCAGUCCUUUCCUUUACUAAGCCAGGUUAAGCCACCACUGUAAAACUGUAAAACGAAGCCUGUCUCAGUAAGCCAGUUUAAGCCAGUGUGAGAGAUCAAAGGUUACUUAGAAAUGUGAUAUAGCCAGUCUUAUAACCCAGAGUAAGCCAGUUUGAGGAAAGCAGUGAAAAAGCCAGACUAAACCACAUAAGCCAGUUGAGGCAGUAAAAUAAGCUAACUUUCUCUCCAGAUAAGCCAGGAAAACCACUUUUUUUUUUACCCUUGAAUUAAUUUUUACAUUAAGCCACUAAGCCAGUUGAGACAAGAAAACCCCUCUUUGUUGGCCUCUUAUCUAACUUUCUCACUAAGCCACUAAGCCAGUUGAGACAAGGAACCCCCUUUUUAACCUAACUUAACCGUGUGCUAAGCCAGAGUAGGGAAGGAGCAGCAGUGUGAAGGCCCAACCAAGCCAGCCUUAAGCCAGUGUAUGUCCCCAAGCCUGUACCUUGAGCCUGUCUGUCUUAACCUAACCUGAGAGAGAGAGAGAGAGAGAGAGAGAGGAGGAGGA